CUCUAAAACAUUUAGAUGCUAAACAUGGGGUCUGGCCAAUUCUCAUUUCUGCUCUUUCUUUGUUUCUGUCAGCUUUCUUUUUCUUCAUCCAUACCUCAUCUGUGCCGCAAAGAUCAAAGCUCCGCUCUUCUAAAUUUCAAGAAAACGCUUACAGUACAUCCCUACUCUUAUAUGAGUUCAUGGAAUAUGAGCAAAGAUUGUUGCUCAUGGCAUGGAGUCGUAUGCGAUGAGAUGACUGGGCAUGUUAUUGAGCUUGACCUCGGAUUCAGCCUUCUAGUAGGAAAGAUUGAUUCCAAUAGCAGCCUAUUCCAACUCUCUCAUCUCCAAAGGCUUGAUCUUUCUUUCAAUAACUUCUCUAAUUCUCACGUCUCCCCUGAAUUCGGCAGGUUUCCGAGCUUGAUGCAUCUUGAUCUUUCCAAUUCCAAUUUCGUAGGUCAAAUUCCUUCUGAAAUCUCUCAUCUUUCCAAGUUACAAUCUCUUCGCCUCUCCCCAUCAUUAGUAAAUGAUCUAGCAUUUGCAGCCCAUGAUUUUAAAUUGCUCCUUCAGAAUUUGACCCAAUUAAGAGAGAUUGAUCUUAGUCUCAUAAACAUCUCUUCCACCAUUCCUCCGAUUUUUUCUUCUCAUUUAACAACUCUGGAUCUGGGAAAUACAGGAUUGUAUGGGAUAAUACCUGAGAGUAUAUUUCACCUUCCCAACUUGGAAACACUCGACUUAAGUUACAAUUAUGAGCUCAGUGGUUGUUUUCCAAAGACCCAAUGGAACAGCAGUGCAUCUCUCAUAGAUUUAAAUCUCAAUUAUGUGAAUUUUUCUGAUAAAAUCCCUGAGUCUAUUGGCUAUCUAAAUUCACUGCAUUCUUUGUCUCUUGGAAAUUGCAAUCUUAGAGGGCCUAUUUCUGAAUCUCUUAUGAAUCUCACCCGCACAAAUUAUUUGGACCUUCGAUAUAACUCCCUGAAUGGAACAAUACCAUCAUGGAUAUUCUCCCUCCCAUCACUAAGUCGUUUAUUCUUGAGUUAUAACCACUUUUCUGGUCAGUUUGAGGAUUUCAAUUCGAAUUCACUAAGCUGGAUUGAUUUAAGCAAUAAUCAGCUGCAAGGCCAUCUUCCCAAGUCAAUUCAAAACCAUGUGAACCUAACAUAUCUUGAUCUUUCUUUCAAUAAUUUUAGUGGCCAUGUGGAUGUCAGCUUCUUUUCAGACCUCAGAGAGCUUUCGUUUCUUAGUCUUUCAUACAAUAGUAUCUCAUUCACUAAUGAAAAGGAAGUUAAAUCUACAUUGUCUGAAUCUCUUGGGAGCUUACGAUUGGCCGCAUGUGAAGUGAAAGAAUUGGAGUUUCUAAGAUCCGUAAAGCAGCUUUCUGUGUUGGAUCUUUCAAAUAAUAAGAUUCAAGGAAGAAUUCCUGAUUGGGCAUGGUCUAACUGGAUGUUUUCAUUGAAAUAUGUUAAUCUAUCCCAUAAUAUGCUGACGAGUGUGGAUUCAAUUCCUCUUCACACUGUACAUAAUAUUGAUAUACGGUCCAAUAUGCUUCAAGGUUCACUACCUAUUCCACCAAAUUCCACAAGAUACUUCUUCAUAUCCCAAAAUAAUCUCACUCAAGAAAUUCCUUCAUCUAUUUGCAGUUCGACAUCACUGAUAAUGCUAGAUUUGGCAAGAAACAACUUGAAGGGAGCAAUUCCGCAAUGUCUGGGUAAUAUCAGUACCCUCCAGGUUCUGGAUAUGCACCACAACAGUCUUUCAGGGACUCUUCCAACAAUUUUCAGCAAUGGAAGUUCACUGAGAAGCCUCAACUUGCAUAGCAACAAACUAGAGGGGAAAAUUCCUCGAUCUUUGGCCAAUUGCAAAGAGUUGCAGGUUCUUGAUUUAGGACAUAAUCAUCUCAACGACACAUUUCCCAUGUGGUUGGGAACUCUGCCAGAUCUGCAAGUUCUAAGCUUGAGAUCCAAUAAAUUGCAUGGGUCCAUUCAACCUUCAAAGAUUGAAAGUAUGUUUCCUGAGCUUCGAAUUAUAGAUCUCUCUUACAAUGACUUCUCCGGAAACCUACCAACGGGUCUGUUUCAACAUCUGAAAGCCAUGAGGACAAUUGAUCCAUCCAAGAAGGCACCAAGUAAUGGUUAUUACCAAGACUCGGUUAUUGUGGUGACAAAGGGAUUGGUGCUUGAAGUUGAGAGAAUCUUGUUUUUGUACACCACUAUCGAUCUUUCAAAAAACAAAUUUAAAGGACAUAUUCCUGGUGUUAUAGGAGAUCUCAUCGCGCUUCGGAUGAUGAAUUUUUCUCAUAACAGAUUACAAGGUCAUAUUCCAUCAUCAAUUGGAAAUUUAUCUGUAGUCGAAUCAUUGGACCUUUCAUUUAACCAAUUUUCGGGAGAGAUACCAGAACAACUUGCUUUGCUUACAUCUCUUGAGGUCUUAAAGCUCUCCCACAAUCAUCUUGAAGGAUGCAUCCCUAAAGGACCUCAAUUUGAUACAUUUGAGAACAAUUCAUAUGAAGGUAAUGAUGGAUUACAUGGAUUUCCUGUUUCAGAAGGUUGUGGAAGUAGCAGGAUGCCAGAGACAAACGACACAACACAUGUGCUGGAUGAAGAAAGCAAAUCUACAUUUCUAAGUGAAUUUAGGAAUGGGAUUCUUAUGGGGUAUGGGAGUGGACUUAUUAUUGGAUUCUCCAUAGCAUAUUUCAUGCUUUUGAGUCGAAAUUCCAAUUGGCUUUCUAGGAUAUCUGAAGAACUCGAAUACAGAAUCGGUAUGAGAAGGCGAAAGAAGCAGCGAGGCCAUCACAGAAGAUGAAAUAACUGAAUUGGAGAUGCAAUAUGAUUGCUUGAAGUUGUUUUAGAAUCUCUCAUAGACUCAUACCCAUACUUAACGUUCUCAACUUUGUAAUAUACUAAACAACAAAAUCCUUUUUGAUAAGAAAACAAAAAAACAAUAUCUUCGUGUCCAAAUAUCUUACAUUGAGUAUAUAUGAGUACAUAGUCUGAAUUCUCCAAAAUACACUAAAUAUUUAAUCGGAUUU
Solanum dulcamara is the source of this 3001-nucleotide messenger RNA. Its product is annotated as receptor-like protein Cf-9 homolog. The transcript has a single exon. Gene Ontology annotation, molecular function: protein binding. The coding region runs from base 16 to 2775 and encodes 919 amino acids. The record is from RefSeq and is a predicted model, not a curated record. NCBI's taxonomy places the organism in Eukaryota, Viridiplantae, Streptophyta, Magnoliopsida, Solanales, Solanaceae.